Pecten maximus is the source of this 1678-nucleotide messenger RNA. RefSeq names its product L-rhamnonate dehydratase-like. The record is from RefSeq and is a predicted model, not a curated record. The coding region runs from base 153 to 1433 and encodes 426 amino acids. Gene Ontology annotation, biological process: carbohydrate catabolic process. Lineage: Eukaryota; Metazoa; Mollusca; Bivalvia; Pectinida; Pectinidae. Gene Ontology annotation, molecular function: magnesium ion binding; hydro-lyase activity. The transcript has a single exon.
GGGUAGCAUAUUUAUGCACAGCCCUUUAUCGGUCAAGAUCGUUGCUAUCUCACGUCUUUCCGUCUAACAACUAGCUCAUUCGGUCCAAUUUGCCACCUGAGUCACUCGAGGAGACGCCAGUUCGUUUUAAACAAUCUACCAUCACGGACACAAUGAGCAGAUCCUUCCCUCGUAUUAAGGCUGUCCGAGCGUACGUGUCCGAGGCCAAGCCCGGGGACCAGGGAGCCGACUGUCAUGAUGUUGACGAUAAACAUUGGAUUAAUGGCUACCCAACGCCGGUGGCAAAUCCUAUGUCUGUCCAUCCGCAAUACGCACCGUUCCGCAAGUCCUGGGGAAUCAACGCCCUUGGUACCAUGGUUGUGGAAGUGGAGGCCGAAAACGGCGAAUGCGGGGUUGGAAUUACCAUCGGAGGCGAACCCGCAUGUUACAUUGUGGAAAAGCACUUGAGUCGGUUCGUUGAAGGCCAGGAUCCGCGAAAUGUUGAGCUGAUGUGGGACCAGAUGUUCCGUGCCACGUUAAACUAUGGCCGAAAGGGGCUACCGAUUCAGGCCAUUAGCGCCGUGGACUUGGCUAUCUGGGAUCUACUUGGCAAACUCCGCGGUGAACCUGUGUACGCCCUGCUAGGUGGGAAAGUGAAAGAGCGACUUCCGGUUUACUGUACAACAGCUCGCCCUGACAUUGCUAAGGAGCUUGGAUUUGUUGCUUCGAAAGUUCCAUGCCCUUAUGGUCCAACUGCAGGAGAGGAAGGUUUCAAGAAAAAUGUUGAAUUUUUCAAAGGAUGGCGUGAGAAGGUUGGUCCCGACUUUCCACUCAUGCUCGAUUGUUACAUGGCUCUGACCCCUCAGUAUACCGUAAGGUUAGCUAAGGCACUGGAACCUUUCGGCCUGAAGUGGAUCGAAGAGUUUCUUCCUCCAGACGAUUAUCAAGGAUACGAAGAUGUGCGGAAAGCCAUGAUGGGGUCGAAUGUCUUACUCACCACAGGGGAACACGAAUAUAGUCGUCAUGGAUACCAGCUCCUUUUGAAUUCCCGAUGUGUGGACAUUUUACAGCCUGAUAUAUCCUGGCUUGGUGGGAUUACGGAGGCUCGUAGAAUGGUUGCCAUGGCGUCCGCACACAAUACCAUGGUCAUACCACAUGGAUCUAGCAUCUACUCCUACCACCUGCAAUAUGCAUUCUGCAAUUGUCCUGUGGCAGAAUUCAUUAAUUUAAGUCCCAACGCUGACAAAAUCGCGCCCUAUUUCGGAGGACUGUUCCCGGACGAGCCACUUCCCGCCAACGGUUUUAUUGACCUUCCGGACAAGCCCGGAUUCGGUGUGACCUUGUGUAAAGACACACUAAGACGGCCUUACCAGAGGAGUGAGGACGAGAGCCGUAGACAGGCGGAGCUAAAUAUCAACUUUAAACCACCCGAAAAAGCAUUUAUGCCAUUUUAGUUCAAUCUUAGGGAGGAUUAUAAGCUAAAAGCGUUGUGCGGUCUAUUGAUCCGGAAAGACAUAUUACGGUAUUGAACAGUUUUGUACGGUUUUGAGAAUUGUUUUGACACUGCGAAAAGAAAUAUGUCUGUUUUCUUUUGUGAUCGCUACAUUAUCAAGAAUUUAUUUAUUGUCAUUAAUCAGAAAACAUGAUUACAGUACGCAAGAGUUAGACAAAUAUCAAAAUAAAACAUUAUGGCUUUCUA